Fulvia fulva is the source of this 1059-nucleotide messenger RNA. RefSeq lists its product as uncharacterized. The transcript has a single exon. The record is from RefSeq and is a predicted model, not a curated record. Lineage: Eukaryota; Fungi; Ascomycota; Dothideomycetes; Mycosphaerellales; Mycosphaerellaceae. Bases 1 to 1059 code for a protein of 352 amino acids.
AUGCCGGUACAACUACUGCCGGCUUCGGCGCAGGCCUUCGCGCCUCGAUCCGGUCCAGAGAUUGUGCUCAAUUCCAAGGUAGAGCCUUGGUUAACACAAACACUGAAGCGCAUCAACCGGAUAAAGCGGCCACUCAACAGCAUACCCCAACACCACAGAUGUCUUACCGAGACUCUUGGUGGAAGUAAUGCGAUCUGGACGCUGGCCUCGCUCAUGCUACCAAAGGCACCCGAUUCAGACCUACGAAAAGACUCAAAUCCACUGAUCGAGGCACUGUUCAACUACCAGCUGAUCCACGUGGAGGCCUAUGUUGUGCACGUAGACAUGGUCUCACAGCACGAGGUUGCAUUCAAGCUCACUCCAGAAACGAUAGAAUCGUUAGUCGAAUACCACAAGGACAUCUACUCGGUAGACGCCUCUGCGAGUACCUGGAGCUGGCCCGAGAAGGAAGCACAAGUCAAGAAGAUGCAAGAGGAGUUUGUCCAGGCCACGAACAGGUUCGUGUUCCGCACUGGCGUCCGCGCACUCGAAGGUAUUGAGGAGGAUGGUGCUGGCGAGUUGCUGGAGGGUCGAUCGGAAGACGUCAAAAGCUCAAUCAUGAACAUGUUCCUGCCACUGCUUCCACCCCCACCGCGGAUCGUGGACGUCAUCCAUCCAGCGCCAAUCAUGCCAAACGUCUCACUACCAGGAAACUGGUGGGGCCCUCAACAACACACAAUGGCGCCUGCGCACCCACAGCCCGUGGACUCCUGGAAGGUUCUGCCCUCAACGCCGUCUCCCACGGCCACGACAUGCAGCGACAACCAGUCCAACAGCUUCUGGCAGGAUAUGCACCUCAGCGCUGUUCAGCUCCCCUCGCCAACGCCAUCGUUAAGCACGCCGUACACUUCAGCGCCAUCGCAUUACUACAGCUCACCGCAGUAUGUACCCGCAAUGCCAGCGCUGACCCUGCCAAGCUCGCUGCCACAACACUGUGGAAGCGACUACAGCAUGGGCGGCUUCAACGACUUCGGCUGGAGUCAAAGCAACUUCGCACCGCAGUACGCCACCACGGUAUGA